AUGGCUCCACGACAACAGAAGGUGAUGAUCCCUCCGAUCAAUCUCCUGUUUACUUUUCUUCAAUCACAAACACCGGUUCAAAUUUGGUUAUUUGAACAAGUCGACUCGCGUCUAGAAGGUACAAUCAAGGGUUUCGAUGAGUUUAUGAAUGUCGUCAUUGAAAAUACUGUUGAAGUGAACUAUAAGAAAAAUACUCGCAGAGAGCUUGGACGCGUUUUGCUCAAGGGCGACAAUAUUACUCUCGUGUCGAGCUUAGAAGGCGAGCCCAAAUAA
Molecule: messenger RNA, 273 nt
Organism: Magnusiomyces paraingens
Lineage: Eukaryota; Fungi; Ascomycota; Dipodascomycetes; Dipodascales; Dipodascaceae
Exons: 3
Coding region: 1-273 (90 amino acids)
Biological process (GO): spliceosomal snRNP assembly; mRNA splicing, via spliceosome
Cellular component (GO): precatalytic spliceosome; U5 snRNP; U2 snRNP
Molecular function (GO): RNA binding
Source: RefSeq, a predicted model, not a curated record